AAGGCGUGGACCUCAUCUGCCUUCCUCCCAAAUAAUUCCACCGCCGCACGCCUCCCCGCGUUCCUCUCGCCUUCGCCCCCCCGCCUCCGCCUCCGCCUCCGCGUGAUUUCAUUUGCUCUGCUCUCACCGUCAAAUAAUCUCGCCGGCAAGAGAAGCAGCGCCGAGAACCUCCGCUUCCUGCCAUAGCCGGGGUUAAAGUGGGGUCCUUAGGGGAGUCCUAGGGGGGGCAAAAGGGAUCGGAUCGGGAGAGAUGAAGAUAACGGCUUCGUCCGCCGUCGCCCCUGCUAACGCCGCCGCUAGGUAAGCGUCGACGAUCGGCGGAUCUGCUUGUCUGACUGACUGAUUGCUCGGGACAGAUGAUCCCCUUGACCACUCUGCCUUUUCUCCUUUCUGAUCCUACUAUUUUUGGUUUUAGCCUUGUCGAUAAGGAAUUUGAGUAUCUUCAGCAGCUUUUCUACUAGAUUAGUGUAAAUAGUAGACUUGUUCAGGUUUAGUUUGGUUGGAGGAAUUAGUUUCUGGUUGUUGUUCAUUUCUGCUAGCAAUAAUGGCUACGAUGAACGAAAAGGUAUUGGGUAAAUGUGGAAGGAACAUAAGUAGUCUCAAGAGAAAGCGGGACAGCCCUGCUGCAGACCAUGCUGAUGUCUGCCACAACUCUGAAUUGCAUCAGCGUCCUGCCAACGACUCUGCUAUUAGGUUUCAUGUUGAUCAAGACCGCAAGGCAAAAGUUGUGUGCCACCUAAACAAACAGAUUCUGCAGAGCUACAAUAGCUUCAUGAAUAGCGCACUACCUAAGCGUAUUCUACUCUGCCAAGGUGGUGACUGGAAAGACUUUCCAGAAAAAAUUGUCAAGUUGGCCCAAGUUGACUUCAGGGCGAAAAAGACAAUCACAGAAAUAGGAUGUGAGAACCAGCUAUUUUUACUGGAUUUUGUGCAUAUGGCAUUUAUAGAUUCAAAGACAGGUCUCCAGAGGCCGAUAGCCUGGAUUGAUGAAAAUGGAAAGGGCUACUUCCCGGAAACGUUUCUGCAAGAUCAGAAAUUAUUUAGGAAGAAAGAUUUUGGCAACAGAAACCAUGAGUAUGUUAGUGUUGAGCCAAAUGGGACACGAGAAGUGAAUGGCCAGCUCGAAACAUCAGAAAGUUCUGCAGAAAGCUCUAACUUUGAGUCCAGUACUGAAGACAUCUCGAGUCCUAAGAGAGCUAGGGUUGAAAAGUGUGCCACAGGAAAGAAAUAUUGUGAAGUAGAAGCUAUUGGAGAAAAUGAGCCAUGCACUUUGUUGCCUACAGCCUUUAAUUUACUGCAACAACAAGCUAAGCUGGGUGAGCUGUCACGUGCUCAACACACUAGCGAAGCUGUGGAGAAAUUGUUGCUGCAGAGGAUGGGUGCUGUUAUUGGAUCCAAGGACAUCAUUGGGAUCUACAGAACUCCAUUACUGGAUGAUUGCGGACAGGUCCGUUACCAUCUUCACAAAAAGCAGGUGCAGGUUACUGGAUGUCUCCGUGGAAAUGCAAAUGUCCGUUAUGCAUGGCUUGCUUGCUCUAAAAACACUGUGCAUGAAAUGAUGCUGAAUGGCACCUUGCAAGUUCAUAAGCCCGUUAAGUAUCCAGCCUAUGGAAAUGGCACCCUCCUUGCACCAGCAAAUCGUUCUGAUACCUGUGUGAAUUUCUCUGAUGUUGAUGAAAAUGGCAUUGUCCAUAUGAUGUUGUGCCGUGUUAUAAUGGGGAACAUAGAAAUAGUUCACCAUGGAUCUAAGCAGCACCGACCUAGUAAUGACUAUUUUGAUAGUGGAGUAGAUGACCUUAAAAAUCCACAACAUUACAUUGUGUGGGAUAUGAAUCUGAAUAGUCACAUCUAUUCUGAGUUUGUAGUCACCAUCAAAUUGCCUUCUAAAACGAAAGAUUCCCUCGUCACACAAGAAGAUUGUCACUAUUCGUCUGAUCUUUCACUGGUCUUGAGUUCUAGUUCACCUGACUGUAUGUCAGAGGAGAUGAACCUUCAGGCAUCUCCAGCAUCGGGAGGUCCUUUCGCAGCCCCCAUGCUAGGAGAUUCAAUGGAAAGGGCUCCAAACUCACCUUGGAUGCCUUUCUCCAUGUUGUUUGCAGCAAUUUCGACAAAAGUAUCUCCUGAGAAUAUGGACCUGGUUAUUAGUUGUUAUGAAGAAUUCAAGAGCAAGAAAAUAAGCCGAGCUGAACUAGUAAAGAAGCUGAGGCAUGUAGUUGGUGACAGAGUGCUGAUAUCGACAAUAAUGCGGCUCCAAGAUAAGCAGUUACCUCCAGUGGGGAGGCGUGAGGCACCAAACGCAUCGGUGGCGAAACCGUGAAGUCGGUGGGCAAGGAAGGCUACCAAGAGAGAACUGGCCGACAUGACAUAAAAACUUUGUGCCGUUUGCGUCUGUGUCUGGCUGCUGCGGGUUGUUCUUUUCCGUCGUAGGACUUAUGCAUGGUGAAGAUUUCUAUCACCUGUUUUUCGUUGCAAUGUGGAUUAAAGUUAUAAGAGAAAAUGCUUCUUGUUUGCCUUCA
This is a messenger RNA of Phragmites australis (common reed), 2516 nucleotides long. RefSeq names its product probable inactive poly [ADP-ribose] polymerase SRO1. Lineage: Eukaryota; Viridiplantae; Streptophyta; Magnoliopsida; Poales; Poaceae. The transcript has 7 exons. The record is from RefSeq and is a predicted model, not a curated record. Bases 545 to 2317 code for a protein of 590 amino acids. Gene Ontology annotation, molecular function: NAD+ poly-ADP-ribosyltransferase activity.